UAAUUGAACGCAUCGUGGUAGUCAAUAGAACUACAAGUCCCUUGUGCCCUUGCUCUGCACUCGUCAGGAGUAGUUUCCUGCUCAGUUUUGGUUUUGAACAGCAGUGCGAGUGGGAACGUGUUCCUGGACUGGAUUCAAUCGUCACAGCAUUGUUGUGGUGUCCCGAUGGCGACAGAUAGCGUUGAAGAGUUGGUCGCUUCAUUGGCCAAAACAGGAGUGGUGGAUGGAGAGCUGAGUUACAAAGGUCAGGGGAGGAAACUGGACGAUGCCAAGUCAGUGGAUGAGAUUGUGAAGGAGAUCCAGGACUUUGAGGGUUUAGAAGCUCUGAGGCUGGAGGGAAACACUGUUGGCGUUGAAGCUGCACAAGCCAUCGCCAAAGCCCUGGAGAGCAAGAAUGAUCUGAAGUGCUGUUAUUGGAGUGACAUGUUUACUGGCCGUAUGCGUUCUGAGAUUCCCCCCGCUUUGAAUUCUCUGGGUGAUGCUGUGAUGCUGGCUGGAGCCAGGCUGACUGUUCUAGACCUCAGCGACAACGCAUUUGGCCCGGAUGGUGUCAAAGGCAUCGAAAAGCUGCUUAAGAGCACUUCCUGCUACACAUUACAGGAGUUACGCCUCAACAACUGUGGCAUGGGCAUCGGGGGUGGCAAGAUUUUAGCGGCUUCCUUGAAGCUUUGUCAUCAAAAAUCCAGUGCAGAGGGAACCCCGCUCAGCCUGAAGGUGUUUGUUGCGGGGAGGAACCGCCUGGAGAACGAUGGAACAGCCGCCCUCGCCCAAGCCUUCCAGUUGAUCGGCACCCUGGAGGAAGUUCACAUGCCCCAGAAUGGCAUCAACCACCCCGGUGUGACGGCUCUGGCCUCAGCCAUGCAGCACAACCCAGAACUUCGAAUCCUCAACCUCAAUGACAACACUUUCACAGAGAAGGGAGCGUUCGCCAUGGCUCAGGCCUUGAAACAUCUCCGCAGCAUUCAGGUGAUCAACUUUGGAGACUGCUUGGUUCGACCAGCAGGCGCUAAAGCCAUCGCAGAAGCCGUAGCUGAAGGGCUGCCCGCCCUGAAGGAGCUCAAUCUGUCCUUUGGUGAAAUCACAGAGGAAGCGGCUCUGGCUGUGGCUCACGCCGUUAGAGACAAAGAGCAGCUGCAGAAGCUGGAUCUGAAUGGGAAUUCCCUGGGGGAGGACGGCUGUAAAGCCCUGAAAGAUGCAAUGGAAGGCAUGGAUAUGGGAAAUCUUCUCGGCUCACUCAGUGAUGAUGAAGGUGAGCCAGAAGAUGAUGACGACGACGAUGAUGAUGAUGAUGACGACGAUGAAGAUGAAGAGGAAGAAAUAGAUGAGGAGGAGCUAGAGGAGGAAGAGGAAGAAGAGGAGGAAGAGGAAAGCCAAGCAAAUAAGGUUUCCACUCCCGUGUCAGCGCCCCGACCUCCAGACGUGUCCUCCUUCCUCACUUUCCCCUCCCCUGACAAGCUGCUUAAACUGGGCGCCAAGAGAGCUUUGCUGGUCCAGCAGCAGGUGGACACAACAGACACCACAAAAACUGCCGAAGCUUUCCUUAAGAUCGCAUCCGUGUACAAAGAGGAGAAUAAUGAUGUGAAGAAUGCAGUUUUGGACACAAUCGAUGCUCUUCUAAGUAAAGCUUUCAACACCACCUCCUUCCAAGGCUGCAGCUUUGUUUCAGCUUUGCUGGUUCUGCUCGGCCUCAUCAAGAGUGAGGACAAAGUGAAGCCUGUGCUGGUGGUUCCCGGUCACCUCCACGCCAUAGAGCAUGCAGUCCGCCAGGACUAUUUUCCCAAAGAGAGCGUGGCCGUCCUGAAGGCCUUCAUGUCCCGGUAAGGACAUCUUGAAUGAGCCGUUCAGCAGUCGGCUUACAGGAGCAGUAAGACCUUGGAGUCGUGUGGAAAUGCUAAAAACCUGCUCCAGUCGACGCUUCAGAGAAUUGGAUCUCAGAGCUGAGGCGCAUCCUCACACAUGGACUGAUCUUAUAUCACUCAUGGACCUUUGGAAAGCAGCUCCACUUCCAUAAUGAGGCACUACUCAGGCUUUUUGGACUUGAACACAUUGUGUUUGAAGUGAAAUACACUCUUGUAAAUCCACAGGACGGACAAUCACCGGCCUCUCCUUUCAAAUCUCCCAGUUAGUGACAUCAAACUGGAAACGAUCAAUUCUCCUGUGGCGUUUGUUGUGUUUUCUUCUUUGCAUUUAGAUUGUUUUUUAUAUUUGAACAAAACUAUAUGAACCCCCUAAUGUGGUCAAAUCCUAAUAUUGAUGCAUAUUUACUGCAGUGUUUUAUGCUUUGUCGUGAUGAAAAAUAAACAUUUAUUUGUUAUAUGAA
Molecule: messenger RNA, 2320 nt
Organism: Oryzias melastigma (Indian medaka)
Lineage: Eukaryota; Metazoa; Chordata; Actinopteri; Beloniformes; Adrianichthyidae
Product: ran GTPase-activating protein 1
Exons: 16
Coding region: 166-1821 (551 amino acids)
Biological process (GO): activation of GTPase activity; nucleocytoplasmic transport; signal transduction
Cellular component (GO): cytosol; perinuclear region of cytoplasm; nucleus
Molecular function (GO): GTPase activator activity; small GTPase binding
Source: RefSeq, a predicted model, not a curated record